Molecule: messenger RNA, 1349 nt
Organism: Rhagoletis pomonella (apple maggot)
Lineage: Eukaryota; Metazoa; Arthropoda; Insecta; Diptera; Tephritidae
Product: phospholipase A1-like
Exons: 3
Coding region: 1-1197 (398 amino acids)
Biological process (GO): lipid metabolic process
Molecular function (GO): lipase activity
Source: RefSeq, a predicted model, not a curated record
AUGUGCGAUAAAACUAGUAAGGCUUUGGUGUUGGUAUUGUUGUUGCUGCCAUUGUUGGUAAUUACUAAUAAGCGUGCUUCAGCAGCGAUUUUAGAGCCCAUGCGCGAUCUCAAAUUCAAUGAAGAUAUUGGCAGCGAUGUACUUACAAAACUCGAGCAAGAAACCUAUAAUGAGCGCCUCAGAGAGCGCAAUAUGAAUCAAAUCAUGAAUAUAGAUGAGGAAAUGGAAGAUGAAAGUGAAGAUGAUGAAUUCUGCGUGUGGCAUAAAUGUGACAAUGAUUUUCGCGCGUUGCGUGGCUUCAAAAAAUAUUUCGAUUUAUCAUUUCUCAAGAAGUUCAUGAGUCAUUUGAAUCCCUUCGGAAUGUCGCGCAUGAAUAUGAAUUUCUAUCUGUUCAAACAGGAUUUCCCCGAUUCUGGACGUGAGCUGCGCAUAAGCGAUACGCGUGAAGAUAUAUUGUACGCCGGCUUCAAUCCAAGACAGCCGACACGCAUCAUCAUACACGGCUGGAUCAGUCAAUCGCGCGGCUCCUUCAAUCGGGAUGUCAAGAAUGCCUACCUUAAGCGCGGCGAUUUCAAUGUGAUUGUUGUCGAUUGGAGCGCCAGCGCCACCAAUGUCAAUUACUUUGCGGUCGUCAAGAUGAUUGAGGGCUUCGGCGCACAAUUGGCACGCUUUACACAGCACCUGAAGCGCAGCGUUAACGCUGAUUACGAUCAUAUGUACUUGAUAGGACACUCGCUGGGUGCGCAAAUCAAACCGGCGCGCUACAACACCAUCUUUGCCUUAGAUCCUGCCGGCCCGAAGUUUCGUCAUCGCAGCGCCGAAUUUCGCAUAGAUCCCGCCGAUGCCAAGUAUGUCGAAUCAAUACAGACUAGCGGCAAUUUGGGUUUCCUAGAACCCACCGGCAACGCGACUUUCUAUCCAAAUUAUGGCUUUUAUCAGCGUAAAUGCUACUGUGUGGGUUGUUCGCAUAUACGCGCCUAUAAAAUGUUUGCCGAGUCCAUCACAACGAAUGUGGGUUUCUGGGGCACGCGCUGUAAGCGACGCGAACCAGAAUGGGAAUGCAACGAAGAGGCGCCGGCAAGUGAUUUGUAUCGCAUGGGUGGUGAGCCGGCGCAAAAGAAGAGUGGUAUUUUUUAUGUGAAGACGAGCACGAGUUCACCUUUUGCGUUGGGUUCCAAUUGGAAAGACGGAGAAUGACCGGAGGGUGACAAGUGGGAGAAAUAGUUGUAAUCUUGAUAUGUGAGAUCAGUAGUCACAGCAUUAUAAACUGUGAUAUUUUAAGUAGUUUAAUUUAUUUUAUAUUGCAAUUUGCCAAAAACAACGAAUUCAUCAACACAUGCAUUUAGUCA